Messenger RNA from Gastrolobium bilobum, 861 nucleotides. RefSeq lists its product as uncharacterized. NCBI's taxonomy places the organism in Eukaryota, Viridiplantae, Streptophyta, Magnoliopsida, Fabales, Fabaceae. The record is from RefSeq and is a predicted model, not a curated record. The coding region runs from base 1 to 705 and encodes 234 amino acids. The transcript has 2 exons.
AUGGCUGCAUUUUUCUUCCUCAUCCUCUUCUGGGUUUUCUUCACCUUCCAAACCUCUGUUAUUAAGGUGACAUAUGCAAGUUGCCAUGCAACAAAGUUCGGAGAUUAUCCCUUUCAGAUAAAUGGUUUUGAGUUGCUUUGCAAAGACAACGUCACCACUAUCCACUUUCCAUCUUAUGGGGAUUUGAUAGUGAAGUCCAUUUCCCAUGACACCAAAAAGAUUGAUCUUCUUGACCCAAAAAAUUGUGUCCACCAUGUCUUUUUGAACCUCAAUCUCUCCCUCACACCCUUUCACUAUUUUUAUGUUCUAACAAACUACACAUACCUCAAUUGCUCGACCAGCCUUAAACCUCCUUUCAUGGAGAUUCCAUGUUUAAGUGCUUCAAGUUAUCAUGUUUACACAGUUGAUCCUGCACUCUCUGUUCCGGGUUCAUGUAAGGUAGUCAAAACCGUAGCAAUUCCUUUCAAAUAUAGCCCUUAUCUCUCGGACAAUAGUCUUGGUCUUAGAUUAACAUGGGACUCGCGUGAAUCCGAAGAAAGCAAACCAAGAAACCAGACAAGAGAUUCCCACACGGCACGUAAUACAGUUCUAGGUUUCAGCAUCUGUCUUUUCGUGGUGGCAACACUUACAAUAAGCAUAAAGGUUCAUGCAUCCACGAGGAACUCCUAUCAGAAACAAGGGCAGUUAUUGCAGACAGAUUUCUAGCACAGAGUAAUAGACUUUUAAAAGUUGUGUGAUGCUUAUUUGUUUUUCUUACUGAAUUCCACAAAAGAAAAAGUUCUUGUUAUAUAUUAGGGAGGCAAAGUAAACAAGUACUUCUCACAGGAAAGGACUUUUAAAUAGAAUUUUUUUUCAGAUGCA